Molecule: messenger RNA, 2067 nt
Organism: Aplosporella prunicola CBS 121167
Lineage: Eukaryota; Fungi; Ascomycota; Dothideomycetes; Botryosphaeriales; Aplosporellaceae
Exons: 4
Coding region: 387-1778 (463 amino acids)
Source: RefSeq, a predicted model, not a curated record
GCUGAGAUAUCCGACUUCGACCUUACUUCCGCCGAAUGCGCCCACAGAUGCAACCUAGCCAUUGUCUGUCCGUGCGCGCCGGAAGCAGUGCCAUGGCCCACACCCCCGCACACAGGGCUGAAGGAGCCGCAAGGAUGCGCUUACCCCAUUGCACCUCUAUUCAAACUACUACAUCUAUCUUGGGAUGCACCGAACGGCCGUCUUCAUCCAUUCUCUUAGACCGCUCUUUGUCUGCUUACCGCUAUGUGUAAACUCUUUGUCUCCCCGCGUACGGACAACCACCUGUUCGCGGCCUCUUUCAGCAAUAUUAUCUUUCAAUAACGCCUCUUUUUCCAUGUCAUUUUUAUCUCAUCUCCGUCCCAUCGUCCACUCGACUAGCAAAAAUCAUGCCUUCCUUAGUAAAGUCCCUCGUUCUCGGCCUUGCGGCUGCGUCCGCCGUGCAUGCGCAGGCCUCCUUCAUCCAGACGUGCACCAGCCGCCUUCUCGAUGGUCGCCUCGAUCCCAUCGUCAACCCAGGCCGGGUCUCCUAUCACAGCCACGUCGUUUCCGGCGGCAAUGAUUUUAACUUCAGCACGACCUAUGAAGACGCGCUCAACUCGCCUUGCAGCUCCUGCGCCAUCAAAGAAGACCCUUCUAUCUACUGGGCCCCGAAGCUGUACUUCCACGCUGCAAAUGGUAGCUUCAUCUCCGUUCCCCUCGAAGGUGACGAUAGCGUCGGAAAUAUGGGUGGCAUGCUUGUCCGUUACAGCUUCAACUCCGGUCCCAGUAAAGACAAAAUCGAGCCAUUCCCCGAGGGCUUCCGCAUGCUGGCCGGAAACCCCUUUAAGCGCGUCAAUACGAGAGACUUUACCAGCGCUGCCGUUGGUCACACAUGUCUCGGCCCCAAUGAGGAGCAUUACUCCGGAUUCCCGCCAGUCAAGUGCCCCGGUGGUAUCCGCACGGAGGUGACAUUCCCGAAUUGCUGGAAUGGCGCGGCCGACGUUCCUGACCACCAAAGCCAUGUCUCGUACCCUGUCAAUGGAACCUACCUUAACGGGCCCUGUCCAGCUGGAUAUGAGCAUCGCUUGCCUACCGUGGCAAUGGCGAUCAUUUAUCGCACGGACGUAUUUAAUGGCGAAUGGGACGAGGUCAAUGGUCAGCCAUUUGUGCUUGCGCCCGGGGACCCCACGGGGUAUGGCAUGCACGGUGACUUUAUCAACGGCUGGAACAUCCCUGCGCUCCAAGACACCAUUUCCGCCUGCACCACCCCCGGCGCAGAUUGUCCUCCAAGCACACUCACGCGCUACACUCCCGGUGAGCAGCAAAUGUGCAAGAUCCCGUACCAGGUCGACGAGCAGGUCACCGGCGUUCUGGAUCGCCUGCCUGGCUGCAACCCCUUGACCACGGACUUCCUCGCUGGUAUCAUGAACAUGAAGCAGUGCGCGCUCAAGACCAAGAUUGACAUUAGCGUUGGCGCCCGUGGCCCAGUAGGCGGCUGGCCAUACAUCGGCUGCGCGUCGGACUGGGUCAGCCAGGGAAAGCUGCUGAAGGACGACCAGUUUGACAGUCCUGCCAUGACGCCGCGCAGGUGCAUUGAGUAUUGUCAGGUCAAGGGAUAUACCUAUGCUGGAUUGGAGAUGGGUAGAGAAUGCUAUUGCGGGAAUACAAUCCCUACUGGCCGUGGUCCGAAGACGGGCAUUUACGGCAAUUGCAACAUGCCAUGCACGGGCGACAACUCGCUGAAGUGUGGUGGGAAUCAGGCACUGCAGCUUUAUCAGCGACCGUCAUUAGGUAGAUAGAAUGGCGGGUAGAGAAUGUCAGUCCAGGAUGAGGGAGCAGUCAGAAGGAAGAGUAGGAGCACAAGUCGUUUGUAAUGAUAGGCGAGUGGAAGCAUCGUGAUUUGGUUUAAAAUUGAAUUUUCGGUUGACGUCAAGCUGUGGUUUUCUUUCUCUCUUAUUUCCAUGCGUACAGCUUGUCCUUCAUCAAUUUUUCGGGACUAGGGGAGCGGAGCAUGAAGAAAGGCAGUCACACUGCUCAACUCAACCAUUUAUUUUCGUAACUAGUGACUAGCGAUGCUGCUAAAGCCCC